Molecule: messenger RNA, 7644 nt
Organism: Symbiodinium natans
Lineage: Eukaryota; Dinophyceae; Suessiales; Symbiodiniaceae
Source: the annotation of a GenBank genome assembly
AUGAGCAGCCAGGAACAGCAACAGGCACAAGUGACUGCAGCGCAAGUGAUGCAGGAGCUUGUGAAUCUGAGAAACGAACUCACAAGGCAAUGCGAAGAGAAUGAUCGGCUAAGGGCCGAGCAAAGCACAGCACUUGAGCGAGUACGGCAAGAGAGUGCAGCUCAAGUUGCGGAAGUGCGAGCACAGGCGCAUACGGCAGUGCAGCAGGCGACGGCUCAGAUGGGCAUGAUGCCACAGUUGGUGAGCGACAUGGUCAAGUCGAACAAGGAACUGGUUGAGGCCAUGGCAAAGAAAGGAGGACCAAACGAGAAGCUCUGUUUGGUCGACACAAAGGGCCUGGGAAAGCCGACGACCUUCUCAGGUGAGAGUGAACAGUUCCUACCAUGGAGGCAUCGAAUGUCGAGCUACGUUUGUUCGAUCCACCAUGAUCUGCAAGAAGUUCUAGAGUGGCUCGAAGAGAGGGAGAAGCCAUUCUCCUCGGAGGAGUUGGACACAGCCUUUGGAGAAAAGGCGUUGGAGGCGGAUCGAGUUCCCAGACUGCAAGAAAAGUCGAGGGAGCUCGCGAACGCGCUCCAAAUGGUUACCUCGAAGGAACCAUUUACGAUCGUGUGCAAUUGCCAGAACAACGGGUUCGAGGCAUGGAGACGCCUUGCGAGGCGAUACGAUCCUGCGACUGCAAGCAGGAAGCGCACGAUGUUGAGAGCGAUUAUAUCGCCCCAGAAGCAGAAGCUGGAGAAUCUCCCUCAGGCCAUCGAAGAAUGGGCCGACGCUGUGCGCACUUACGAGAAGCGCAAGGACAGCACAGGGCGACGAACGACCCUGGCUGAUGAGAUAAAGAUGGCAGCACUGGAGGCAAUGUUGCCACAGGAGCUGGAGUCUCACAUCCAGUUGAACCAGAGCCGGUUCUCCACGUACGACGACGUGCUCGACGAGGUGACUCGCUUCAUCGAGUACAAGACAGGAAAGAGUCUGAAGGUGAUUUCUGCAGCCGCAGCCAGUGCGGCGAGCAAGGAUGAUCCUAUGGACCUGUCGUAUGUGGAGAAAGGCAAAGGAAAAGGAGCAAGCAAGGUCGUGUGCCACAACUGCGGCAGGAGCGGACACUAUGCCCGCGACUGCUGGAGCAAUGGAGGCAAAGGUUCGCAGCAGCAACGGGGCUCACCCAAAGGAAACAUAGAAGAAGGAGGAGAGAACACAGGAGAAGGAAACCAGGACGAGAACUGGCAGGAAGGAGAAGAGGAUGAAGGCUGGGAAGACGGAGACUGGGGAGAAACCUGGGAGGUUCCUCCAAAGGAGGAAAAAGACGAGGAUGAAAAGGAGCUGGAAGCUCUGGAAGAGCAAAUGGACAGAGCAAGGGGUCAGUUCCAAGACCUGAAGGAAGAGACGUUCCCGCGGCGAGGACCUCCGGAGAGAGUGCGCGAGCCAAAGGCCGGAAAGAAAGAGGAGAAGAAGGAGGUGAGGUCUAAGGCUUUGGACACGGCACCCUGGAAGCGCGUUUCGCGCUACCGGGAGCCACCAGUAGAGCCAAAGAGAACAGCCAAAGUCACCACCUUCGAAGCCAAAGGAAUGCGCUUCAGGGAACGUGUGGCCCACCAAGAUGCCAUACGAGACAAGAAGCCCAGAGGCACCGUCGGGGAGUCCUUACUGAAGAAGCAAGGCGAGGCCUGCUCCACCUGCGUGUCGAGGCGACUAAAGUUCAGGAGCAAAGCGUCCCUUCUGCUGAAGAAGAGGAUGAAAGAGUACAAGGCAGCAGCUGCAAAAGCAGCGGGCUCCCACUACGCCAGGAAGGUUUUCGAAAGAGAAAAGCUUGUGAGGGCCGACAGGCCCAGCAAGGCUGAACUGAGGAGUGCAAAGGUAGCCGAGAAGGUGAAGCAAAGGGAGGAAGAAGCCGCUGGUGAAGAAGAAGAAGAAGACAAGUUUUCCUUGGAGCCGGAGAGCUCCGAGGACGAAAGCGACUUCGAGGAUGACCCUCCAAGCGAGGGGCCCGAGGAACCCAAGAAGGAAGAAAAGAAGAAGCCACCAAAGCAGGAAGAAGGAACCGAAGGAGCAACCGCGAUCACGGCAAGCACCUCGAGCAGCAUGCAGAGGAUGCUAGCGUCGGGUCUUAUGGAGACCAACCGUGCGAACCUCGCGGUCUUGGACCAGAGGAUCGCGACAAAGAGAGAGAAGCUCGAGGGACGCGGCAGUGACCCAGAGCUGGAAGCCGAGAUCGCGAGCCUGGAAGACGAGCGGAAGCGCCUGAAAGAGGAGCGUGAGCGCCUCAGGGCGCAGCAAGCGGGCGUGAAGAAAAAGGAACCCGAACACCGCAGAGACCAGUCGGUGCACGACGUGCGCUACAAACGCCAAGUGGAAAAGGGAGACAGCCACUGGAAGGCUUGGCGUGCGGAAAAGGGACGAAGGAGAGCGCAAGAGCACAGACGCAGCGGUGUGGGCGAAAGAGCAAAGGAGAGGAUCGAGGCCGACAAGAAGUGGCACGCCCGGCACGACGUGAAAGUGAAAAAGGGCGACUUCCGCGAUAACCAGAAGGAAGAGGUCGACGGCAUCGACACGGAGGUUAUCCACAGCGAUGGGACGGAGGCCAAGCCCGAGCGGCGAAAGGACUACCGCCCCCUCACGAAAGCCGAAAGGACGAGCCACCGCGUGGAUGCCGACGACGAGGAGGAGCUCUACCGGAAGGAGCUCGAAAAGCAGGAAAGGCCGAAGGCGACCGGGCGCUACUCGGCGGACCCGUCGAUUGCGGCCGAGCAGAAGAAGAAGAGGAACCAAAAGAGAAACCAAAGGCGCAACAAGCUGAAGAGGAAGCUUGGGUCGACCUGGGAUCCAGAGCACAAAGGAAAGAAGAAGGUCAAGAAAAGCGAAGACGACGACGAAGAGACUGUGCACUGUGAAGACUACGACGACCGCCGCGACCCAAGAGGAGAAGACCCGGAGGACCCGGGCGAAGGAGGCGUGCGCCAAUCGGUGCACAGCUUCGAGACCGUGGAUGCUGCCAGCCUGGGCGCUUCGCCAGGCGUGGCUAGCGUCGAGGUCAACUUUGACACGGGAGCGGCCGUGACCGUUCUGCCUGAGAAGUACGUGACGCAGCCAAAGGACAACGGCGUCCGCUACAAGACGGCGUCAGGUGAGGCGCUGAAAGACCAAGGAAAAGCCGAGGUCACCGGCACUUUGUCGGGAGGCCGUGGGGCUACGAUCACCGGCCGAGGCGCCGGGGUCCACCGCAUACUCCUGUCAGGAGCACAGGCGUGCAAGACGCAUUUUGCGUUUCUGCACGGAACAGGAGGCUUGCUGGUCCCAAAAGGAACUGCUUUCGCUAAGGAGGCCGACGAGGCGUUGCGCCAGUUGGCUUGGAAGCACAAGGGUGUCGGAACCAAGAUGCAAGUGAAGAACGGCAUCUACGUGUUUCCUCUGCAAGACGAGAAGAAAGGAGUGAAGGGCGGAAGCAAGGGCCAAGCUGAGAUGGUUGAGGAAGCGGCCAAAAGGAAAGCCGCCGGAAAGGCAACGCUCAAGGUGUUAGCCAAGGAAAAAGGAGGCACUGAAGACGACCGCUUUGCCGAGGAGCCGGAGGCUCCAGGCGAAGAACAACAGAGGGCGAUAGUGCCGAAGAGCCCAGACCAGCCAACGGCUGACCAGAUCGCACAGCACGAAGCCUCGGGGCACGCGGUGCACCGUUCCUGGUGCGUCCACUGCCAGAGAGCGCGAAAGAUGGUGAAUCCACAUUACCGGAUUCGGAGAGCCGAACUUGAGACAUCUUUGCCGACGCUACACAUGGACUACUUCUUCCUGGGCAAAGAAAAGCAGGAAGACGACGUGAUGCCGCACCUGGUGGUUCGGUGCGACAAAACGCAGCGCACUUGGGCAACUUCGUUGCCCGAGAAAGGCACGCAUGCGUACAACGUCACGUGGUUGGCCAGCGUGAUACGCGAGGCCGGAUGGAAGAGGAUGUGUUUAUUCUCAGAUAAUGAACACGCCCUCCGUGCGCUCAAACUCAAGGCCUCCGAAGAAGUCCAAAAUGUAGUGUUCGACUUGAGAGAGAGUCCUACAAGUACGGAACACGAGAAUGCGCCAUCGAACGGCAUAGCCGAGGCCGCAGUGAGAGAGGUGAAGCGAAUGGUCCGAGCUAUCCUGUCGGAGCUGGAGACAAAGCUUAAGAUCGAGGUGGGCGUGGACCACCCGAUUCUCGCCUGGAUCGCGAGGCAUGCAGCGUUCUUGAUGACACGUUUUCGCAUUGGCGAAGACGGGAAGUCAGCUUACGAAAGGACGCUGGGCCGACCGUGGAGGCGACCUACCAUUGUCUUUGGCGAACAGGUGAUGUUCAAGCCAGUUGGUUCGAGACACAAGCGAGGAAGCCUAGAUGCAAGAGUUUGCAUGGGACGUUACGUCGGAACUGCGUCGAGGAACGCAGACUUGCUGAUCAUGACGUCCGAGGGUAUAUCCCGGGGCCACUCCUUGCACAGGAGGCCCGAGGAUGAGAAAUGGCCUGUUGAAGGUUUCGACGUGCUACGCGGAUUGCCUUGGAGGAUGUCCGGUCCACAAGAGCGAGCGUCGCCCAACCGAGUUGGUAUGCCCGCUCUCGAAGGCGAACAACCCGCGCCACAACACCGAGACUUCAAGGCACGCAACCUGUACGUCAUGAAGUCCGACAUUGAGCUGUACGGCUACACGCCUCAGUGUCCGGGAUGCGAUGCGCAGCUGAUGGGUCUCCCGCAGCGAGCGCACAAUGACGAGUGCAGGAUGAGAGUGCAGAGAAGACUGCAAGAAACCGACGAGGGAAAAGAAAGAGUGAAAAGGGCCCAAGAGCGAGUUGAAAAGGACUACGGAAAGCGGGUCAAAAGAGACCAACCCGCGCUGGAAGGAAGACCUGCCCCCGACGCAAUGGAUGUUGCAGCAGAGGAAGCGGCAGGCGCACCUUUGUCCAGACCAAUGGAGGUCGAGGACCGCGCCGAGCCGAAACAGCGGAAGCGCGCAGCGUCCAAGGACGUCGAGGACCUUUACCGGGAAGAGCCCAGCACGAGGGCUACCGAUGGUCCAGAUGUCGAGGUCAUUGGAGUACACGUGCAAGGGGGAGCAAGUGGCUCUGCAGGACCCGGCCUGGACCACUCACGCCAACAAGCACGAGCAGAUGCAGAAAUGUACGACGCAGCAACGGCGAAUCCGCCGCCAGCCAACGAGGAAGUGCGAAUGAACUUGAUUACGCGGAUGUUCGAACAAAAGGGGCUCAAGUGCAGCCCGACCGAAGCGAAGGCCAUAAACUCUAUGGUUCUACAGUUGGGAGGUAAUGGCAAUUCAGCUGUGCCCUGGAGCAUGGUGAAUGAAGGCAUUAUCUUGCCAAUGGACCAAGAGCCGCCGAUGUUCGCUCAGGCUGAGCAUUUGCGUUUCUUCGAAAAGCUGGAACAAGUGAAGCCAAAGCUUCUGGUGGGCAAGCUGCCCACUGGACCCUUCCAGUCAGUACAACGUGCUUUCGACAUGACCAACAAGAUUGGAGUCGAGACCAGACGCGGAAAUUUGAGGAAGGCCCGAUCUCAACUGGGGCUUUGCUUUGAGGCCUUCGAGGCACAGAAGGAAGCCGGAAACUACUUCCUCUAUGAGUGCCCAAGGGGAACUAAGUCCUGGGAGCAUGAACUUGCUCAAAGGAUGGGUUCGUACUUGGUUGAAGGCCCAAUGUGCAAGUGGAAAGUUGACGAAAGUGGAAAAAUGAUUGCAGGCCAAUCCGGCAAGAAGCGAACCCGCUGGAUUACUAAUUCGGCGACGGUUGCAACAGCGCUGGAAAAGCUAUGCAAGGGCAAUGCGAAGGUGUGGAACCGAACGCUAAGCUUCAAGGAGGGGAUCGUGACGGCCAAGGCCGAGUAUCCUCCGAAGCUUGAAAGAGCACUACUGGCAGGAGUGCGAGCACAACUGGUUCUGGAUGGAGAAAUGAAGGAGGUGGGCCAUGUGGGUGGACCUGACCCACACGAGGAGCCACCGCUCGAAGAGUAUCUCCAUGAUACCUUACCCAAGGCUGGGCAGCUUCACGUAAGCGAGCCCGUCAUAGACGCAAACACAGGGGCACAACUUGAUGCCAGAAAGGUUGCGGAAGCAAGAGCGUCAGAACUUGCCUGGGUGAAAAAGCAAGGUGUGUACGAGAAAGUCGAAGAGAGCGUGUGUUGGGACGAAACAGGUCGUCCGCCCAUAACCUUGAAGUGGGUAGACCGCAACAAAGGGGAUGAUGUUCGGGAAAACUACCGCAGUCGUUUGGUAGUCCGCGAGGUCAAGUCACAGGGACAAGCGGCGUUGAUACCAGACUACGCACUGUUUUCCUCAAUGCCACCUCUGGAAGGAUUGAAGAUCCUAUGCAGUCUGCUGACGACACUCAAGAGGUCAAAGAGCGGAAAGAAGCUCACGCUGAAGCUGACAGACAUAUCACGUGCACACUUCUAUGGAAAAGCAGAACGACGUGUGUUUGUCACACUUCCCGAGGGAGAUGAAGCUCCCGGCUUUUGUGGUCUGUUGAAACGGACCAUGUAUGGCACCCGUGAUGCCUCAGCUGUAUGGCAGAGAUCGUACACAAGCCUGUUACGCAAGCACGGGUUUGUCGUGGGAAAAGCAUAUCCGUGUACCUUUUAUCAUGCCGAAGCCGACGUGAGAUUAUUGGUGCAUGGGGACGAUUUCCUAGUCUUGGCAGACGAAGAUGGACAUCGCUUUGUAGACAAAGUACUGUCUGAAGAGUACGAGUUCAAGUGUGAUGGCCACAUAGGACCUGAGUGUGAAAAGGAUAGCAUGACUGUCCUGAACCGGGUCGUGAGCUAUGACAGCCAGACAGGAACUGUUACGUACGAAGCGGAUCCAAGGCACGCGGAAGCCCUAGUGCGCGACCUUGGACUGGAGUCUGCGAAGGCGGCCAAAACGCCAGCAGAAAAGAAAAAGGGAAGUGACCUGAAAGCGAUGCUUGAAGCACAGCCGUUGAAUGCCGAACUUCAGAAAGCAUAUCGGUCUCAUACGAUGAGGGCAGCGUUCCUUGCGCAGGACCGUCCAGACAUUGCCGAGGCUACGAAGAGCUUAGCGCGGCACAUGAAAGAACCCACAGAGUGGGCAUGGGCCGAUCUGAAGAGGCUUGUCCGCUACUUACGCGGAAAUCCACGGCUGAUCUACGAGUACCACCCGCAACGGUUCAGCAAAGAGAUUGUGAUGUACUGCGACUCAGACCACGCUGGUUGCCUCAUCACGCGGAGGUCAACCACGGGACUGGUGACAAUGCUUGGAUCGCACUGCGUGAAACACUCAAGCAACGUGCAAAGCACGAUCUCCCUCUCGAGUGGAGAGAGCGAGUUUUACGCUAUGGUUCGAGCAGGGUCAAUAGGUCUGUCGCUACAGGCGAUGCUAGAAGACUGGGGAUUAAAGGUCGGUCUGCGGAUUCGAUCUGAUUCCUCGGCGGCCCGAGGCACUACUCAGCGCCAGGGCCUGGGUCAAGCACGCCACGUGCAAACAAGAUACUUGUGGGUGCAAGAGAAAGUCGCCACGCGAGCUCUGGAGCUAGAGCGUGUAGGCACGGAGAAGAACUACUCCGACAUCUGCACCAAACCAAUGCCCGAAGUGGCAAUGCUCAAACACCUCAAGAACAUGGGAUUGCGUUUUCAUGUUGGACGAGCCGGAGCAGCCAAACGGCUCGUGUGA